Molecule: messenger RNA, 1712 nt
Organism: Leptopilina boulardi
Lineage: Eukaryota; Metazoa; Arthropoda; Insecta; Hymenoptera; Figitidae
Gene: Tmem98
Product: transmembrane protein 98-like
Exons: 4
Coding region: 177-860 (227 amino acids)
Cellular component (GO): endoplasmic reticulum
Source: RefSeq, a predicted model, not a curated record
AAUAAUCCGUGACAGUCUCCGCCUCCCACGGUGAAUGUGUAUUUGAGAGUAAAUAAUUGUAAGAAAAAUAAACAGCAUAAAUGACAUUUGCUGUAAAGAGUGUCUAAUGUAAGGACAAAAAGGAUUUUUUUUUCCACCUAAUUUAGUGAAAUAUUGGCAAAAAAAAAAAAAAGAAGAUGAGCUCGAUGAGCUCACCGGUGUCAGUGGGAAAUGCAAAUUCAACGUCAGGUGCACCAGGAAUGGAAACUAUUGUUGCAGUUGCACUAGGUGCAUUAGCUGCCGUAUUUCUUGGUGCAUUAUUUGUUCUUUUAGUUAUUUGUCGUAGGCAACGUUGUUAUUAUAAGCAAAAAGAUUCACCAGACAUGAGUUCUGAUUUAUUAGAAGGGGAAAAUAUCUCGGGUCUUACAUUAGAUGCAUGGGAAAGUGAAGAAUGGUUAGCAGGCGCUGAUAGAUGGGUUGACGAUGCAACAGGAUUGGCACCACCUUGCAUUGCUGUUCUUCGAUCUUGUCAUUCUUUAGCAGCAAGUUUGACAUCAAUCGCUGGCACUGUUAACAGUAACACUGUUCCUCUUGAAAUUGUUGAUGUGGCAAGGCGAAUUCCUCCAAGGGUAGACGAUGUUGUUCGCAGUUUGUAUCCACCUCUAGAUGCUCGAUUAUUGGAGGCCAGAGUUGCGGCUCUUGUUCUUGCAGUAACACAUUUGGCAUUGGUGACAAAACAUGGUGUUCCAAAAAGUCAAGCUCGAAAAUUGGCAUUCAUCGAUCAAGCACUUAAUGACAUGGAUUCACAUUUAUUAGUUUUAAGAAAUGCAGCUUUAGCGCAAGAAGCCGGUUGUACAAUACCAGCUUCAACGCCAGUUUAAAAAAAAAAAAAAACUAAAUAUUUUUCAAAAAAUGAUUUUAAAUCGUUUUUGCAAGAUAAAUAAAUAUAUAUCAUUCUCAUUAAAUGAGAAUGUAAAAAUCUUCCACUAGAGAUGUAAAAUAGUCUAAACUAAACUUUUAUAAGAUAAUUUUUUUACAAUCAAAUUGAAAAAAAAAUUUCUUUAAAAUAAGAAAGAAAGAAACAAAUGAAGAGAACGUUUUUCCUGUGAUAAUUAUUGUUAAAGAGAUGAAUAAAAAAAAUGGUUAAUAAUGAAAAAAAAAUUGUAAAUAUAACUUUUUAAAAAACUAUUUUUGGAAAAAUUUUUUAAUCUUGUAUUUUUAUUGAUUUUACAUCUCUAUCUCUUGAAAAUCGAACAAUAUAUAAGUAUUAAUCGUUUUUUAAAUUAUAAUUACAAAAAAAAAAUUUAAUACAAAUUUGGACAAAUAUAGGUUUAUAUACUGUAAAUAUACACAAGGUAAUUUUUUCCAAAAAUUGGUGUAAUUUUUAUUAAUCUGAAAUACACAAUUCAUAAAUAUCGGUUUGUCAAUUAUGCAAUAAAUUUUACAUUUGAUUAAUUUGAUACAAUUCUAAAAGAAAAAAAAACAAAUUGUUAUAUUUUUUGAUAAAAUUUUAAGAAAAUGUUUUUAAUAAAGAAUCUCUACGAGAACUCAAUUUGAAGUUGGUGAAUUAAUUAAUGUGUCAGCAUGCGUAAUUAUUAUUAAUAUUAUUAUUAUUAUUAUUAUUCACAGUAAGCAAUUGGCUUAUUUUUUUUUAAACCUUACAAUUUCUUUUUAAUUCGCAACGUUUCUCAAAAAUUAGUGAAACUUGCAAUUAGAUCUAAUUUUUUUUUUUU